GCUCAGGUUGGCCUUGAAUGUGAGAUCCUUCUGCCUCAGCUUCUGAAUGCCAUAUCAUCAACUUUGAGUUGCUGAGUGGAGAAGGCACCUUGCCAUCCCUGUAUAUAAAACUUGACAUCUCAGUAACUAAGAUUCUCAGAACACAUCUAUAUCAGAGACAGUGGGCAGUAAAUAGAUGGAGCCAAAGAGGAGUCAGACCGGACGCUUCUUCAAGAGCUCACAGCCUGCUAAGAGAAAGCAGGCUGCUACCAUGACCAUGACCAAGAAUGUGGCAGAGCUUCUGCCUUUGAGCCACCAGGACGAACUAGUGGAUUUGUCAAACCACUACCCAUUGAGUACAAGUGAAGAUGAGGGGGACAGUGAUGGAGAAAGAAAGUGUCAAAAGCUUCUGGAAGCAGUCAGUUCCCUUGGCGGAAAGAAGAGUUGGAAAUUGGCAGAGAGAUCGGAGGCUAGUCUGAUGGUGUCCGAGUUCAAUGUCACUUCUGAAGGGUCAGGUGAAAAGCUGGUUCUUUCAGAUUUGCUGGAGUCUGCUACAGCUUUAUCUUCGUUGACUGCUGUGAAAAAGCAACUGCUUAGGUCUAGGUCAAAGACUCUUGCGGUACCCCUUGACAAAAAAGAGGCUGACCAGAUCCUCAGGGAAGCAGCAUUCAGCAAAACCUCACAGAUGCUCUCAAAGUGGGAUCCCGUUGUUCUGAAGAACCGGCAAGCAGAACAGCUGGUUUUUCCUAUGGAGAAGGAGCCGCCAGCUGUUGCUCCCAUUGAACAUGUCUUCACUGACUGGAAAACAAGAACUCCCCUGGAGCAAGAAGUUUUCAACCUCCUUCACAAGAACAAGCAGCCAGUAACAGACCCUUUAUUGACUCCCAUGGAAAAAGCCUCCCUUAAAGCCAUGAGCCUGGAAGAAGCGAAAAUACACCGAGCAGAGCUCCAGAGGAUGCGAGCUCUACAGUCCUACUAUGAGGCCCGAGCUCGAAGAGAGAAGAAAAUCAAAAGUAAGAAGUAUCACAAAUUUAUAAAGAAAGGCAAGACCAAGAAAGCCUUAAAAGAGUUUGAGCAGCUAUGGAAGGACUACCCAAGUGCUGCAUUGCAAGAACUGGGAAAAAUGGAAGAGGCCAGAAUGAUAGAGCGCAUGAGCCUUAAGCACCAGGGUGGUGGGAAAUGGGCCAGGUCAAAGGCAAUUAGGGCCAGGUAUGACCUGGAGGCUCGCAAAGCUAUGCAAGAACAAUUGGCGAAGAACAGAGAACUGACACAGAAACUCCAGGUAGUUUCGGAGAGUGAAGCGGAGGAGGAGGAAUGCACCGAAGAGGGAGUAAUCCCUGCCUCUGAUGGAAUGGACCACCUCCAGAUGGAUGCAGCUGGUCGGAAUCCCUGGAUGCUCAGCACUUGCAACGGCGAUGCAGCAAGGGGUGAGGUCAAGACCGACCCUGGACAGCUGCCCGAACUGGUGGCUGAUGGGUCUUCUGAAAGUGAGCGAGAUGAGAAAGCAGUGGCAGAAGAGCUUUUGGUGAAAGAAAAAUUCUUUCAAGAAAGAGUUGAGCCCAACAGUGCUAAGCCAGUGGGUGGCCAAGAAACAGAAGACUCUGAUAGCCAGGAGGUAUUAUCUGAAUCGAGGGUAUUGCUUCAGAAACUCCACAAGGAAAACCAUCAAUCUGAGCAGCAAAAAGGGAGCUCAGUGGGAACUGUUCUCCAGACCCAGAGAGAGGAACUUGCUCCGGAGGAGAGCCCGAUGCUUCAAAGGCUAGAGAGAGCACAUGUUCUGGAAGAACAAGGAGAGUUGAGCAAAGAGGGACAUUAUCCAAAAAAGGGGCUUCCCAGACCUAUGGUAAAAGGAGAGGGGAAGGAGAGGAACCCACCCAGUAUACCUGAUGCCUCCAGAAAGAAGAGAAAAAAGGAACCAAUGAUUGAUCUACAGAAUCUCCUAACUACUAGACCUUCUGUGAAGUCUUUGGCAGUGCCCACAGUAGAGGAGUUGGAAGAUGAAGUGGAGACAGACCACAAGCAGAUAAUAAAGGAAGCUUUUGCUGGGGAUGAUGUCAUCAGAGAAUUCUUAAAAGAGAAAAGGGAAGCUGUAGAGGCGAAUAAACCAAAGGACUUGGACCUGACAUUGCCUGGAUGGGGUGAGUGGGUUGGUAUAGGCCUGAAGCCCAGUGCCAAGAAAAGACGCCGUUUUCUUAUUAAAGCUCCUGAAAGUGCUCCAAGAAAAGACAAGAAUUUGCCAAAUGUGAUUAUCAAUGAGAAUCGCAACAUCCAUGCAGCAGCUCAUCAGGUGCGGGCUGUUCCACACCCAUUCACCCAUCACCAGCAAUUUGAAAGGACUAUCCAGAACCCUAUUGGGUGCACAUGGAACACGCAGAGGGCCUUCCAAAAGCUGACAGUUCCCAAGGUUAGCACCAAACUAGGCCAUAUUAUUAAGCCCUUAAAAGCAGAAAAUGUGGGCUACUGCUCUUCCUCAAGGUCCGACCUUUCUGUCCUACAGAGCAAUCGGAAGCAGCUCUCCAAAAAGCAACAAAAAGAGCUGAAGAAAAGCUGUGCAGAUUGAGCUGCCAGGGGUCUAGCAUCUUUGUUCCUGGGACUAGGAACCUUGAGUGUUUCUCUUGGUUGCUUCAUAGUGCUUCAGGGGUAUUUCCUAAAUUGACAGAACACUUUGUAGUUAAGCCACAUUGUAGAAAUAAGACAUUUUUUUGUCUAGUAAAGGGCUUCCAUUCCAUUCUGAAAUAUAUGAUAAAGACAGAAAUGAUUCAUUCAUGGGAAAAAUGACUACCAUAAGUUAGAGUACCUAUGUGUAGUACCUAUCCUAGGAUUAAAGAGGGGUCAGUGAGUGGACAGAGAAAUUCAGUCUGGAAUAAGGCAGAGGAAGUAUGAGCAGCAAAGAAUGCUCAGUUAGUUUAGAUAUUAAGUUAAUAGCUUCUAAUGUGGCUCAUAUAUGUAAUCUAGCAUUCUGAGAGGCUGAGACAAAAGAAUUAUUUACUUGAGUGAGAACUUGGCUUUACAAAACAAAACAACCUCAAAAGUAUUUUAGGAAGAGUUAAUAGACAAAAAUGAACAAAUUCAGAGAUUUGGAGAACACAAUGAGGAUAGAGGUGACUAGAGUUUAUUUAAGAAUAAAGUGUAACAGAAUUGGGAGGAUUGAAAAGUCAGUUGUGGAGGGCCUUAAAUGCUUUGCAGAUAAAUUUGGAAUUACAUUUUAUUUCUUUUCUCUUAGGCAAUGUAGAGCAAGUAAGAUUUGUAUAGGGGAUAGAUGUGGUGACCUUUAUGUUAAAGGAAUGUGGGUGCCAAACUGGCAGUGUGCAUGCAGGAUUUAUUGAGGGGGGUGAGAGUUAAAGACCUCAGCUACAGAAGUUAGAGUGAGCAUGGGCAGGAGGGUGGAUGAUAGGAAGUAGAACAAUCACUUGGCAAGAGAUCUGGAGAAUAAAGAGCAAAGGAAAUUUUACUGCAUGCUUUGAAGUUUUGAGCAGGGUUUUGGACCUGGGAGGAUUUAGCUUUCCAUUUAUUUAUUCUUGGAAAGAUGAAAGGUAGAGUGAUAAGUGUGAAGUGAAACUGAGCAUAAUGGGAUAGUCCUUUUAAUCCCAGCACUUGGGAGCAGGCAGAAGCAGGAUAGCUGCAGGUUCAAGGCCGGGAGGGUCUACAUAGUUCCAGGUAAGGAUCUCAUCGUUAGAGAGGGAUCUUUUAGUAAGUGAUGGCUAGAGUGGGCAGUGAGGGAGUGGCAAAAAUGGGUUUAGAACUUUAUAGACUUGGCAAGAACCACUCAGUAAGACACAUGAAAUAACUUCUUCUAGUUAGCCCCCACUAGGCAUUGUCUAGGGAGGCUUCAGCUAAAUUGGGCCCCAAAAUGUGUGACAUUGACCAGGGUUAACUGCAGCUGUCUCCUUGAGUGUAGAAAUAGAGACUCUUGAGGGGGAGGUCAUGUUUUGGCACUUAGUGCUCAAGAUUUUUUCCAUCAAGAACAUGGCUGCCAAGAAUGCAUCUGUGAGUCUUUGGGACCAGAUCCAUGGGGCAAGUGAGGCUAGAAAGGGAUGGUGUUCAGAGUGGGGGUCAUACUCAGCCCAUUGUAACUAUUCAUUUUUAAAAUAUUGAAUUAGUUUUCUGUUGAUGGGAAUCUUGUUCUUGAGAUCCACAAAUCAAACUCUGUGGGUCCCUGCUUUUUACUUGUUUAAUUUGAGUCAUUUCAGUAAGGUAGUGCUCUGUAGGGUAUUUUUUGUUCUUGCUUUUUGGUGAGUAUAGUAUUUACCAUAAAGGAAUACAUUCUAUGGAAAAAUUUGAGUAGGGCAAAUCUGUUGGAAGCAGCUUUAAAUUUAGGAUCACAAGAAUUACUAAACUUAUAAAAUAGAUGACAAUGCUAAGAAAGUUAUAAUUUACAUAUUUUAUAUUUUUAUAUAUUAUAUAUUUAUUAUAUUUUAUAAUUUUAUAUAUAAAUAAAUAAAAGGAUUAUAGGAAAAGUCAUCUAAAUUACUAAAUUUUGUUUUUUCUUCUCCCACUAAUUGGGCCUCAAACCUUGGCCUCAGCCAGUUUAGGCAAGUGCUCUACCACUGAGCUAUGUCUUCAGUUUUGUUUCUUUUUCUUUUUUCGAGAGCGUCUUAAUCAGCAUCUUAGACUAGCUUUGACCUUGAUGUGUAGCCCAGACUGGCAGGCUGGCCUUGAGCUCUCCAUCCUGCCUCCCCAAGAAACCUCUGGGAUUAAUAAUCUUUUUCUAUGAUACUGGGAUUGAACUCAUGGCCUUAUGUAUGCUAUUUAUGAGCUCUGUUGAUGAGCUAUAUCUGCAGCUGCCUCCCUACAUUUAGAACUGUAUCCCACCCACCCCCAAGGAACCCCCCUCCCCCCUUUUUUCUGUUUUUGGUUUUUCAAGACAGGGUUUCUCUGUGUAGCAGUAGUGACUGUCCUGGAACUCACUCUGUAAACCAGGCCUCGAACUCUCAGAGAUCUGCCUGCCUCUGCCUCCCAAGUGCUGGGAUUAAAGUCAUGAUUCACUAUUGCCCGGCUCCUUUAUUUUUAAGACAGGGUCUCAUUAAGUUGCCCAGGCCAGGAUUGAGCUCAUUAUGUAGUUCAGGUAGUCCUUGAAUUUAGGAAUUUACAGCUUAAGCUUUCUGAGUAGCCAGGCUUAUAGGCAUGUAUCACUGUGCCCAAUAACUCAUUAUUUAGCAUCUCUAAUUCACCCAUGUGUUAGUUUUUCCAUGCCUGCCUGCCCAUAUAUUAUCCAUUCAUUUAUCCAUCUACCCACCCACUCAUCCAUGUGAUGUAAGUUUCACCAGGUUCUGUGAUGAUGGUCACUAGGGAUAGAAUGACUAAGAGACAUUGUUCCUUCAUGCAUAGAGAAGAUGGACAUUAAACAGUUUUAUAAACAAUCAUUUAAUUAUAUAGCAUAAUAGAUACUGCUGAGGCAAAAUGUAGAAGGCGGUGAGAGUGGAAAUCUUGGAUGAAGUGGUGUUGCACAAAUCCAAUAGAAGAGGGAUAGUAGCAGGGAGGUAGGGCACAGUGGGCAGUAUACUAGGCCAGAGACGUAAAGCAGUUGGAAUGAGGUGGAGACUUGGCACUGGGGCUAGUACCCAAGGCCCCCAGAGGGUGAGUACUUUGUGGAGACUCUCUAAGAUAAAACUGGGCCUGAAGUAUAAGGCAUCUGAUAAGAGAAACAAGUAAAAAUAGUCUCAAAGGCUCUGAACUGAGAGUAGGCUGGGAAAGUUAGGGAACGUGGAGAUUGUUCUGUGCCAACUGACCAGCAGUGUCUGUCUCAAGUCAGUUUACUCUUUUGAUCUCACUACAAAAAGGUUAGUUUUAUUACUACAGGACAUGGAAGGAGGGGUUGGGGAUUUAGCUCAGUGGUAGAGUGCUUGCCUAGCAAGCAUAAGGCCCUGGACUCGGUCCUCAGCUCUGGGAAAAAAAAAAAAAGACAUGGAAGGAGCUAACAUUUUUCUUCCUGUGGUUCACAUUAUAUGAUUAGAAAUGUUAGAAUUUACCAGUCUUUUUUUUUUCUAAGUCAAAGUAUCUAUAAAAGCUUAACUAUUAUACCUAAUUAUAAUUUAUUGUGUUAGUUUUGGGAUUACUCACUUAUUGAGGCCGUUGGGAAACUUUUCAGCCAGACUACAUAAAAUUAAAAAUUCUAUAAAAUUGUAUGCUUUGCUUUUUUUUUUUUUUUUUUUUUUUUAAUAUAUUCAGGCUGUCUUCAAACUCAGUCUCAAAAUCUGCCUGCUUGUGCUACCAUGCUUGGCUCGAGUUGUUUGUUUUGAGCAAGGUCCCACCAUGUAUCCCUGGUUGGACUAAAACUCGUUAUGAAGACCAGGCUGCAUUUGAACUUAAUAGCUAUUCCUCUGCUUCAGUCUCUCCCUCCCUUCUUCCUUCCUUAUGACAAGGUCUCUCUAUGUAACCCUGGCUGUCCUGGAACUUGCUAUAUCGACCAGACUGGCCUAGAGCUCUCAGAGAUCCUCUUGUCUCUGCCUCUUAAAUGCUGGGAUCAUUAUGAGCCACGUUUCAAGUUUUAUGUUUAGAAGAAAUAUUUCAAGUUAGUGUUGGAUUUUCCAGGUUCUAUUUAGUUUCUUGUUUAAAAAAAAAAAAAAGUCAUAAAUUGGCUCAAUGUUGUGAUUUUUAGUAUAUAAAAUUUGUUCCUGUCUGAAUGUGUAGAAAUCAUUAUGUACGUAUUUCUUUAGGAUUUUCCUUGGUUAUAACAAUAUAUGUUCUAUAUGAAAAACAAAAUAUGUAAAAGCAUAAAGAUGAAAUGUUAACAAUCAGUACUAAUUUUGCAUCUCAAAUAUGGCCACUGCUGAUAUUUUGGUGUUUUUUGUUAACAAGUGAUACUAUAUUGUUUAUAUUUAGUAUUCAGCCUACUUUUCCUUGUCAUUAUGUCACAAGCAAUUACCGUGUUAGUAGAUGUUUUGAAUAUUUUUAGUGGCUAUAUAAUAAUCUAGUGAAUGUACAUGUCAUAGUGUGUUUGACAUUCCCAGUUAUUGUGUGUUUGCUUAUUUCUUUUUGAAUGCCUGUUACAAAUGACUAAUGGAAAGCUUGAAAUGUUUUCUUUAUUAAAGAUUUCAAGAAGUGAAAAUACUGGGUAAAGGAUAUGAAAAACUUGAGUGCUCUUAAUAAAAAUCACAAACUUG
Peromyscus californicus insignis is the source of this 7082-nucleotide messenger RNA. Its product is annotated as U3 small nucleolar RNA-associated protein 14 homolog B-like. The record is from RefSeq and is a predicted model, not a curated record. Gene Ontology annotation, cellular component: nucleolus; small-subunit processome. Gene Ontology annotation, biological process: rRNA processing. Lineage: Eukaryota; Metazoa; Chordata; Mammalia; Rodentia; Cricetidae. The transcript has 2 exons. Bases 176 to 2539 code for a protein of 787 amino acids.